AUGCAUAUUCUCGCCGCCACCACGCUCUUGUCAGCCGGUCUUGCCGCUGCAUAUGACUUGCCAGACAAUCUCAAGACAAUUUAUGACAACCACAAGUCUGGGAAAUGCAGUAACAAGCUCGCGGGUGGCUUCUCUGACGGCAUUGACGGCGCUCACACAUUUUCGUACUGCGCUGAUAUUGAUGGGACAAUCUACCUGCACGGUUCGGCCAAUGGUGGUGAAUAUGACAACAUGGAUGUGGAUUGCGAUGGGUUGAAUGAUAAGGGAGGUGACUGUGGGGCCGACGAGACCGGGCAGGGAGAAACUGCCUUCAAGGACCAACUCAGUCAGCUUGGUAUUGAAGAUCUGGAUGCCAACGUCCACCCCUAUGUGGUUUUUGGAAACACAAACUUCGAUCCUCAGCAAUACGGAAUGGAGCCCCUGAGUGUGAUGGCCGUCGUAUGCAACAACCAAGUGCUGUACGGAAUUUGGGGCGACACCAAUGGUGAGGACUCUACCGGCGAGGCAUCUAUCUCUCUGGCUCAGAUGUGCUUCCCUGACGACGGCAUUAACGGCAAUAAUGGUCAUGGCGAGGAGGAUGUGCUUUAUCUGGGAUUCACCGGAAAGAGCGCUGUUCCUGGCAGCGAUGCCGACUGGAAAGCUGGAGACCGAAAUUCUUUCGAAGACAGCAUCAAGGAGCUGGGCGACAAGUUGGUUGCUGGCCUCGGUGCGUAG
This is a messenger RNA of Penicillium manginii, 714 nucleotides long. RefSeq names its product glycoside hydrolase family 75 protein. The record is from RefSeq and is a predicted model, not a curated record. Bases 1 to 714 code for a protein of 237 amino acids. Lineage: Eukaryota; Fungi; Ascomycota; Eurotiomycetes; Eurotiales; Aspergillaceae. The transcript is spliced from 3 exons. Gene Ontology annotation, molecular function: chitosanase activity.